This is a messenger RNA of Doryrhamphus excisus (bluestripe pipefish), 5730 nucleotides long. Its product is annotated as FYVE and coiled-coil domain-containing protein 1-like. Lineage: Eukaryota; Metazoa; Chordata; Actinopteri; Syngnathiformes; Syngnathidae. Gene Ontology annotation, cellular component: late endosome; lysosome; autophagosome. The record is from RefSeq and is a predicted model, not a curated record. Gene Ontology annotation, biological process: positive regulation of autophagosome maturation; plus-end-directed vesicle transport along microtubule.
CUAGUUGGUACCGUCCCACUCAGGAGCAUUUUCCACAUUUCUUGUGGUCACUCUUGGUAAUUCUACAUUAGAAUUUCUCCACAAUGGCCUCCUGCACAUGUGUUGGCCAGAAUCAGCUGCAAAGGAUCAUUGGAGAUCUGCAUGAUUCGGUGUUACAGUUGAGUAAAGAACACAAGGAGUAUUUGGAACCUGUAACCGACGACAGCACCAACCUGCGCAAGUUCUUUUACAAGCUUGAGUACCUGCUGCAGUUUGACUUGAAGGAGAAGACAACCUUUCUCGGCCAGAGAAAAGACUACUGGGAUUACUUCUGCGACUGCCUGAUUAAGAUCAAGGGUACUAAUGAUGGCAUCCGUUUUGUAAAGUCUAUCCCUGAGUUAAAAACGUCGCUGGGGAAAGGAAGGGCCUUCAUACGCUACUCGCUCAUUCACCAGCGUCUUGCAGACACACUGCAGCAGUGUCUCAUCAAUCAGAAAGUCACAAGUGACUGGUACUAUGCCCGGAGUCCCUUCUUGGACCCCCGCCUCACCUCGGACAUCAUAAACUAUUUGUACGAGCUCAACCAGAUCCAAUUUGACGUGGCGGCCCGAGGUUACGAUCUGGACGUUGACUGGCCAGCUUUUGCCAGACGGACAUUAUCAUCCUCGUCAUCCUUUCGGUGGAGGCCUCCCAGUCCUUGCUCCAGCGCCAACAGUCUGGUUGGCAGCCAUUCCCACAGCCAGGAUCGGGGAGAAGUCUUCCCUUGCAGUGUUGCAGAGAAUCUCCGCCUCAAGCUUGAUCAAUCUGAACUGAGGCAGCACAAGCUUCUGGCACGGGUGGAGGAACUGGACAAAGAGGCAGCGAAGCUGAAAGAUGUCGUAAAUAACCUUCAUGGCCAGUUGGUAGCAGUUCAGAAGACCGCACCCCCCUCGCUCUCUACAAACAUGGAUGUUAGUAAUCACUAUCAGACAUGUUGGGAAGGUAAAAGCAAUGAGCUUCAGAAUAGACUGACUGCUACUGAGAACAAAAACAUGAAGCUUCUGUCAAACCUGGAUGAUGCUCUUAAAGAAAAGGGCAAACAAACAACAAGUUAUUGCGACUCGGCCUGGAAGAUUCAGGAACUUGUGGAGAAACUGAAGACGGCAAAGGAGGAGAGGCUGGAGGCCAAGCGGGAGGCUGAUGACCGAGCCAGACAUUUAGAGCAUGUGUCUCAGGAGCUGAAAAUGAGGGAAGAGGAGUUGAGAACCAGCACGGAGAAGCUGGCUGAUGUCAAAUCCAGGGCCCAGGACGAGCGUGAAAACACCCUCAAGCGGCUGGAGGAGCUCCAAGGCGCCGUGGGUCGCAUUCAGGGAGCCUUGACAUUGAAAGAGAAGGAAAGCGGAAACUUGAGAGCGCAGCUUCAGCACCUGCAGUCCUCAUUGGAAUGCAGAGAACGACAAGCGGAGGAACUGAGGAGGAGGCUGCAGGAGGAACGUGAUGAGAUUGAGCGGCGAUGUAGCAUCAGAGAUAACCAGAAUGAAACCCUGGGGGUUCAGGUGCUGGAUCUGCGUAAAACCCUGAAUAACAGAGAGCUGGAACUUUCCCUCAACUCAGAGAGGAUUAAGCACUUGGAAGAACAUCUGGAGAAGCUGAAAAUCCAGAAUGAAAGUCUCCUUUCUAAACCUGCUGAAGACGACAUGUGCGAACAAAGUGGGAACCUUGGGAACUACAAACCCCAGGACUGCAAGCUGAUGGAGUUGAACGCCACACUACUGCAAGCUGUUAAAAAGAGCGAGGAGAGCAUUGUCGAGCUGACCCACAGCAGGGAAGCCUUGUUAGACCAGCUCACUGCUGUGAGAGUUUCCGAGAGGUAUCUCAGGGGAAGGGUGGAAGCUGCUGAAAUGUGCGUGGAAGACCGUGAGAAGAAGCUUCUAGAUGAAAACCGCCAUUUGGAAGAGCUUGUUCAGAAGCUUCUUCUUGAGAAGGAGCGAUCAGGGACUCAACUGAAGAGUGAACAGCAGGAAAACGAGGAGCUUCGAGAGGUUCAGUUCUCUUUGAAAAAACAACUGGCAGAAGCCCAAGAGGAGCUGAACUUGCUUUACGCCAAAGUGUCCAAUUUGGAUGAGAACCUCACAGAGUCCCAAAGAAGUAAUGGGGAGCUGCUGGUGAAGCUCCAAGAAAGGGAGGCUAAGCUCAAAGAGCAGACCAAUAAAUGUGAUCUUCUGCAUGGUCGAGCAGAAGUGCUUGAAAGCAGGUCCUCAGAAAUACACGAUGAAAAAGGAGCUGCUGAGAGCAAUGAGAAAACGCCAAAACUUCAUGAGGAACAUCUGACGUCUGAGAGCAAAGAGGCUCCUUUCAGGCUGGUGAUUGCUGAGGCUCAACUGGAGCUCAACCUGAAGGAGGUGCACCGGCUCAGGGAGGAAGUGGUGGAUCUCAGGGCUGAGCUCCUGUCUGGAACGGAGGAGAGAAUGAAAGCUCAGGCUCUACAGGAGGUGACCGAAGCCUCCAGAGAGGAUCUUAGAGUCUUGACAGAACAACUCAAGGCUCAAGUGGAGGAGCUCAACCGGCGGCAUGUAGAUGAGAUUCUGCGUUCUCGUGAGCGGGAGGAAAUGCUGAUUCGCGAGCGAGAUGGCGAGGCCCAGGCUCGGGCGGGCCUGGCUGCGGAGGUGACCUCCUCGAGAGAGGAGCUGCACAAGCUGAAGCAGCGCUAUGAUGCAAUGUGCUUGGAAAACAGUGACUCCAGGGAAGCUCUACACCGGGCCAACACUGAAACAGCCGAACUGGGAGUUUGCGUGUGUAUGCUCACGGCCGAGAAGGAGGAGGCUCAUCUGCGCUGGGAGAGCCUCUCUAGGAAGCUGCGAGAGCUGGAGGACGAGGCCUCCAAGGAGGAGACGAGGUUGAAUGCUUGUACUGAGCAGCUCCGCCGGGAGAACCAACAGCUUCUCAGCAAGCUCCAUCGCGAGGAGGACCUGUGGGCAACCAUGACGCAGAGGCUGCAGGAAGAGCUCAGCGAGGCCCAGGAGGACAGGAGCCGUGAGGAGGUGGAAGCUCUCCGCAUGGAGCUGAGCAACCAGGCCGUCAUUCACAGCAGCCAGCUGCAGAGUCUGAAUGAAGAGUUGAUGGAUGAGCGAUUACAGCUGAUGUCCGAGCAAGAGAAAGCUGCCGAGGUGGAAAAGAAACUAAGGAGUUUAGAGGCUGAGGCAAAGCGAUCCCGCCAGCAACUUGCAGAGAAAAACAUCCAGAUGACCCAGUCGGAAAAUCUCAUUCAGCAGCAAAAGGACAUGCUCAACCACCUGAGAAUUCUUUUAUCGAGAUGUAAAGAGGACAUGGAAGGGCUUCAGGUGGCCUUUCAGGAGCUGAGGAACACUCUGAGGAGGCUCACACUGGACAAAGACAACUUUGACCCAAGUUUGUCCUCUGCAGUUGACUACUUGUACCACAUUGCGUCCGAGGAGAGGAUGGUGAAGCUCAUCAGGAAAAUGGACGAAGUGCGGCAGAAGAUGGAUGCACUGGGGGUUGAUAAAAAGCUGCAUGACGAAGAGACGGAACGAGACGUCAACGUCUGUCAGAGCUGUCGCACUCCUUUUGGCUGGAGGCACCGCAAAUACACCUGCAGAUUCUGUAGCCUCCCAUAUUGCCAAUAUUGCCUGACCAGUGCUGGGAUCCACCAGCACGGCGGCGUCAAAGAGCACUGCUGUCGGGACUGCUGCAAUCAGCGCUGCAUAGAGGCUGAGCGUCCCCUACAGGAGGAUGUCCCCAGCACCAGCACGGCGCCGUCGGUCUUCAGUCAGCAGUUGCAGCCUUUGAGAGCUGUGACCAGCUUUUCAGAAGGAGCGGAUGACAAACCGGAGGAUGGCGUGUUUGACAUUACCACAGAGAAAUUGAGUGGAGUCUAUGUUCAUGGAGCUUUUACUACAGCCUGCACUGCUGAACAUGGACAGCAGGGGGCAGCACAAGAAAGCAGCACAAGCACAGGAGAUGUCCCACCACACGCCACAGACGACCACCAUGGUGGUGCUGUGCAGGAUGCAGAAAUAUACCUGCUCAAGUCUGGAGAACUCACGUUGGCAUCUCCCUUCACGGUGGGAGACAUCUCAGCAUUCGCUGACUCUCCACAGGAGCUUUUCAUCAAGGCCAGCUGUUACAGCACCGUCACCAUCAGCACGGACCGGCCCGGCGUCACCGUCACCUGGACCUUCACCUCGGAACCUAAGGGCAUCUUCUUUAGUGUGGUGUUCCGGGAGAGCUCAGAGACGCCCCUGGAGCAAGCCAAGGUUUUGAUCCCACUGACUCGCUGUAAUUCCCACAAGGAGACAAUAAACGGGGAAAUGAAAGUUAGAAAUCCUGGAGAGUACACACUCAUCUUUGAUAACUCCUUUUCCAGGUUCAUCUCCAAGAGAGUGAUGUAUCAUCUGGCGCUGGACAAGCCGGCGGCGUGUAACAGCAGCAGCCUCUUGUGAGAGGAAGCAUGUCAGACAGGUGUAGAUAUCACCUACAUCAGUCAGUGCGGUCGAGAUGUUAAGGUAACAGGAGCAGAGUCUACUUGAUGUAACGAAACCUCGGAUGAGGGACCUUCUGAGCACUUUGACAGCCACAAGAAAGAAAAAAACAGUGAAUCAAAAUAUAAUCCAAGAAAUAAACAUCUAGAAAACUGCAUAUUUUACAGCAUCGCUGCGCAAGUCAACAUUUUAAUGCUAUUUUAUACGUAAAAAUGCUUAACGUAACAGCACUGCCAUGUGUAUUCAAACAUACAGUAAAGUCUCGUCAUAUCGAUAUUGUCGGGAGUCGGAAAAAAUAUCGAUAUAACCGGACUGUCGAUAUAUCCGAUCCUGCGCCGAACUGCAUUAAAAGUGGGCAAUAAUGCACUCGACAUUGUUCUAUAGUAUAGAACAGGGGUGCUCAUUAAGUCGAUCGCGAGCUACCGGUCGAUCGCGGAGGUGGUACUGGUCGAUGGCUGGUCGAUCGCGGUGUGACAUUAAAAAAAUAUCAUCCCAGCAUCAAUGCCGUCACUUGAUUGAUAUACAGGGCAGCCAUUCAGAUGACAACUGAAUGUUGCCCUUUGGGUGACCAAUCAAAUCAAACAACGUCUCUAAGUGCAGCAGAACUUACGAUGUCAGCCUAUCAUCCAUCCCCGUUACUUGAUUGACAUACAGGACAACCAGUCAGAUGACAACUGAAUUUUGACCUUUAGGUCACCGCUCAUGCGUAAACAACGAUGCAAAGUGCUAAGCUAGUCGGCGAAUUGCGAGAUUUUAAGCCCUCGCUAAAGUUUAUGGUCACUAAAAUGAGUGAAGGAGCUGGACCAAGUAAAAAGGCAAAAACUGGACCAAGUAAAAAGGCAAAAAACAUAUCACUUCCAUACGGAUAUGGAAUAUUAUACGGAUAUUAUGAUACGGAUAUUAUCCAUGACUGAUAAACAUUUGGAAGUGUGCUUGAGGCUGGCUAUCAGCAGCUACUGUCCGGACUAUGCAUCCCUGGCUGGUUCAAUUCAGUGCAAGUCAUCAAAGUAAACUCAGGUAAUUACAAAAAAUGUUAAUAGUUAAUUAUGUGUGUUUUGCAAUAUUGGCUCAUUUGGUUAUGUAAGGUACAUCAACAUACAUUGUACGUACAAAUAAUCCUCAAUACAUUUGAAAAUAAAUAGAUGUUUUGCAUUUUUGUAGUGGGUAGAUCAUUUUGACUCGGUCAUUUUAAAAGUAGCUUGCAUGCUGAAAAAGUGUGAGCACCCCUGGUAUAGAACAAUGUCGAGCAGCUUAAAUCAAUCUUUGCUUAAGG